Molecule: messenger RNA, 2890 nt
Organism: Priapulus caudatus
Lineage: Eukaryota; Metazoa; Priapulida; Priapulimorpha; Priapulimorphida; Priapulidae
Product: transcription factor E4F1-like
Exons: 15
Coding region: 1-2538 (845 amino acids)
Cellular component (GO): nucleus
Source: RefSeq, a predicted model, not a curated record
AUGCUCAGGAAUAACUCUGCAGCUUAUGGCUUACCGACAGCAAGCGUGGACACAUUCCACUGCUCAAAGUGCGACAUCACCUUCACUAACCUUGAAGACUACUUUCACCACAAGAUCACCGUCGAUGAAUGCAAACUUCUGCUCACGCCCUCCGGUAAACUACAAGAUGUGGUCAUCCCAUUGCUGCUGGCGCCCCCUAGUGCAGAUACUCCAUACGGAUUCAUUACUGAGGAACAGGAAGGGCUGAGAAAUGAUGCCGAUGCUAGCCAAGCUGCUGGUAGUAAACUUUGUUCAGAAGCAAGCAACAAUGCUCAAGGAACGGAGCCUAGUGCAAGUAAUAAGUGGCUGUACUUCGAAUGCAUUCGAUGUACGACAAAGUUUCAUGAUUCAGCUGAGCUCCAGGAACAUCUUAAAGUUUGUCAGGUGGAUAAACCCACUUCUAGCAACCAGCCGACGGAUGGAGAGCAACUGAAUGAUUCCUGUAAAGAAGCAGAAGGGCUAAUCGAUCCAUGCAUUCCUGACGAACGCAGCUAUGCUUGCCAGACGUGCGGACAGACAUUUGGAAAACUACAAACGCUGAAGGCUCACAGCAAAGUGCACCUAGAUGUCUAUGAGUAUCCAUGCAUCCAUCCUGGCUGUCCAUUCCAGUUCAAGCUCAAGGGCUCACUGAAAAGACAUAUGAGAAGACACACAGGUGAACGGCCGUUUGUGUGCAAGCUGUGUGGGCGCAGUUUUAGUGAGAGCGGUGCGCUCACGCGGCACAUGAAGUCUCAGGUCGUGUGCACGGUGAAAGCAGACGGAGAGCUACCGCGCUAUGGCAAGCGCCUGCCCAUCAGGAGCGAAUAUGACACGUCUGAUGGACCCGACCACAUGUUAGUCGUGCCCAAGAGAGACGUGAAGCGGAACAUCAAGAUGGAGGUGCUGGCGACGGAGAACGUGAGCGGCGACGCGGAAGAAGAGCGACACUACCGGGAUCUUGAAGCGACUGAAGCUGACGGCGACUCGGUGGUCAGUGCGGUGUGGCCGUCGGCACCGGACCACAGCGUCUCCGCCGGAGUCCAGUCUAACUCCCAGAAUGAACAGAAUCCUGCGUCGGCGCCGGUUCUGCACUCUACGGAGGAUGGAGUCGUGGAAGUGGAAUGUCCAGAUGAGAUUGAUUAUGAAGACGCUGCUGUUGAGUCUGGUCCCGGAGUGAUACUGAUGGAAACUGUCGAACAAACUGAAGAAGAACACAAUCUAUUAAAGUGCUGGGCUUGCAAUGAAAUACAGACAGAUGAAGUGCAACUAAAGAGUCAUCUAAAGUUGCACAUAGGGAACAGAACGUGUCAUUGCGGUCAGUGCCAUUUUAUCACCACUACUCAAGACUUGUUAGCUGCACACAUGAUUGCAAGACAUGGCAGAACACUCAUCAAUGCUAAGGUUACCACCAAACUGGAGAAAUCACUGCAAGCCGGUGCAAUAGGAUCAAGAUUAGAGCAUAUAGAAGAACGCCAGGAGGACCUGGUAGCAGAAAAGGCCGCGGAACAGCUGCGGCAGCUUGAUCAUGAUUCUCCGUCGCUUUUAGAGAAGCAAGACAACAGUCUUGCCUCAAACAGUGGCUUCAAGGCAACACACAAGUGUGGGAUCUGUGGAAGGGUGUUUCGGGGGCGAAGCUACCUGCGUAUGCAUCUCAAGAGACAUUCAGGAGAGAAGCCGCAUCUCUGCGGCGUCUGUGGCAAGCGCUUCGUCGCGCGCGACAGCCUCAAGAAGCAUCUCGUCAUGCAUUCGGACGCGCGGCACUACAAGUGCGGCGAGUGCGGCAAGCUGUACAAGCGCAUCAACCACGUGCGCGAGCACCUGCGCGUGCACACCGAGUGCAGGCCGUACGACUGCACCCACUGCGGCAAGAAGUUCAAGUGCAACUCAGCGUUGAAGGUCCACCUGCGCACACACGUGGACGUGUUUCCGUACGUGUGUCCGCACUGUGGCAGACGCUUCCGCGAGAAGGCUUCGCUGGAGCGGCACACGCGCAGUCACACUGGUGAGAAGCCAUUUCCGUGCAAAUAUUGUGGACGUUGUUUUACUGAACAUGGAAGCCUCAACAGACAUUUACGUGCCAAAGUGCCAUGCUACAGUGCAGAGCAGUUGCAAACUGAAGGUGUGGAUCUGAUCGCCUGUGACCAGCAGAACAUGGAUGCUGAAGCCAUGGCAACUGUGCUGGCCGAGUUCUCAUCGAUGGUCGCUGACACACAACACUACAUCAUACAGACUGCCAAUGGGAGCGAAGUAGCAACUGCAUCAACAUCCGAAGGCAGCCAGAUGCAAGAUGAUCAAAUAUUCAUCAUAACUGACCCUGAAACAGCCACUACUGGCGAUGCCACUGCUACUGGUCAUGAAGUGAUUAUUGAUCCGUCAGAGAGCAGCAGUGACGUUGUUAUGAAUGCUGAACUAUGUUCUCCGAUGCAAACAAAUAUUGCUCAACAUGUUUUAAAGCAAACAGAAGUUGCAGAGUUCAUUACCAGUAGUAUUGGUAAUACAAUCACUACUGCUAGCACUUAGCAUCUUGAACAUUGAUAAUAGGCUUUGACAAAUUCUAUAGAAUCUAUUUAUAUUUUGCCUUGACAAUGAUUUUUGAUAUCUUGCUAUAAGUGUGACAGAUACUGGAGACUGGCUUCCAUGAUGUGACAUCUGUUUUGCUGCUCUUGCAUAUGCAUGCAAGCUAUGUCUCCACAAUUUCGUAUGGUUGCAGCUCCUGCCAUUUACAUGCUUGAUGUUAGUUUUUCAUUAUCCUCAGUGCCCAGUAAUUUAACUCGUCCAAGACUUUCCGUGUACAGAAGUGGUAUGAGAAUAUUAAUGUACAGAAAAUUAUUGUUGAAUAGUUCCAAUAUUACAAUGCUGGUAAACAACAAAA